UCGCGAGAGCGAGGUGGGGUUUCACUGAAUAUCCAAUAUGGCGACUACCGAUGAAAGUUGAUUACACAUUUAGAAAAAAGGAUUUUGUUGGAUUAUAUGAUGAUGGCUGAAGUAGACACUCUGGGUUUGCAAGUGCCAGAGGAUGUAAGGCUCAAGUUGGCCGAGCUUGAGUUGGAACUUUCGGAAGGGGACAUAACUCAGAAGGGCUAUGAGAAGAAGCGCCAGAGACUGUUACAGCCUUACUCACGGGCCCAGCCAGCAAAAGAGGUUCCGAGCCCGAGUGAGCCCAGUCCGCAGACCUCAGCCCAGAGGCGUGCGCAGCGCAGGCUGACCCGGGAGGACAACAGAUACCACUCAGAGAUCCGCACUGAGGCCGUCAUGCAGGCGCUGGCCCAACACAACAAAAAGAUCCCUGUGAUGCCUCUGCCAUCCAAGCGCACCUCUGUGAAUUACCACGGUCAGCAAAAACCUAGAGACAGUCGCCAAGAUUCCUCCUCGGAUGAUGACAGCGUAUACGACGAAGAUGCCGCCAGUCGGAAUUUCCACCGUGGGGCUCGAGCCCGGGAUAGCGGAGCAAGCUCCUCCUCGUCCUUCUCAGACGUCGGUGCAUCUCCGCGGCAACACUCUGAUCGUGGCGAGAGACCACACAGCGCCGCCUACGUCAAGUAUCAGAUCCCCGGGAACACGUCGAGGCAGGCCCUCGCUGAUGUGAUGCAGAGCUCCAGACUUUCACAGCACAUUUCGCAGCCUCCUGACGUCACCAACAACGCCAAGAGCAGUCGCCAUGCCGACCGUGUGGGGCGGGGCGUGCCGUCUGUCCGUGUGGCAGGCAACGUAGGCAUGGACGGGGACACAGACUCUCCCAGAAAUCAGGGCAAAGUUGCAGCCAAGAUACAGCAGCUGAUGAACACAUUAAAGAGACCUAAAAGAAAACCAUUGCCCGAGUAUUUCCAAGAUGACGACCAUGCUUUGGAAGCCCCUCCAGCAGAUCCCAAUGCACCAAAACCAGAGGGCAGCACACUGACACCAGUGGCAGGGGACCAGCUUGUGGUGCCCUCUGGGUUGCCACGGAAUUUGGAGGCUGCACUCCACCGAUAUGGAUCCUCAACCUACAAGGCUCUUGCAGUGACUGUCCUGGAUCAGAAUGGAAAACCCACCGUCAAUCUCACAUAUGGCAAACUGUUGAGUAAAACGUUAAAGGUUGCCUACCACCUCCUAAACAAGGUUGGAACCAAGGGGGGAGAAUCACCCAUCAAACCAGGGGACAGGGUGGCUUUGGUUUACCCAAACAACGACCCAAUAUCUUUCAUCAUUGGUUUCUAUGGCUGCGUAAUGGCGGCUGUGGUUCCAGUACCAGUGGAGGUACCAACUUCCAGACGGGACGCUGGAGGCCAGGGUGUGGGUUUCAUGCUGGGCAGUCUCAAUGUGAACCACGCUCUCACCUCAGAGGCGUGUCUCAAGGGUCUGGCCAAGACUGCCAGUGGGGAGAUCGUACAGUUCAAAGGUUGGCCUCGUCUUGCCUGGCUGUCCACAGACAGCAUGUCCAAGAUGCCCAAAGACUGGCAGCCACCUCCAAAAGCCUCCGAGGACGUACCGUGUUACGUAGAGGUCAAGGAGAUACAGAGUCGCUCGGAUACGUACACGACAGGGAAGGAUGGUAGUACGGUGGGUGUCACUGUUACCCGUAAUGGCGCCCUGGGACACUGUCGCACCCUCACUGUGGCCUGCAAUUAUACAGAGGGAGAGGUGAUGGUGUGUGUGCUGGAUUUCAAAAGAGACGUAGGGCUGUGGCAUGGCAUUUUAUGUAGUGUGUUUAACGGCAUGCAUGUGAUAUUUAUUCCGUACUCCCUCAUGAAGGUGGAUCCUGCCUCGUGGAUGAAAAUGAUUACAAAAUACAAAGCUGCAGUAGGGGUGGUGAAGUCCCGGGACAUGCACUGGGGCCUGCUGGCACAGAAAGACCACAAGGAUGUCAACUUUAGCUCCCUGAGGUUUCUUCUAGUGGCCGAUGGGGCCAACCCUUGGUCUCUGACCUCGUGUGAUGCAUUCCUCAACGCGUUCCAGUCAAAAGGUUUGAAGCCAGAGUCUAUAUGUCCCUGUGCUAGUUCAUCAGAGGCCCUCACUGUCUCAGUGCGCAGGCCGGGUAGAACCAGUUCCAGUGCCACAGGGCGGGGCAUCCUGUCCAUGCAGGGUUUGAGUCACGGGGUAGUCAGGGUGGAUACAGAGAACAGCCUGACCUCUCUAACCUUACAGGACUGUGGGCAGGUCAUGCCUGGAGCGGUGAUGGUGGUGGUGAAGGUGGAUGGACCGACCUACUUGUGUAAGACAGACGAGGUCGGUGAACUGUGUGUCUACUCCAACUACACUGGCGUGAAAUACUGGGGCCUACAGGGCAUCACCUCUAAUACAUUCCAGGUGCAGCCAUUGAAUGGUGAUGGUCAGCUAGCUGGGGACCGGUUGUACGUGCGGACAGGCCUUCUGGGAUUCCUGGGACCAGGAGGUCUGGUAUUUGUGUGCGGCAGCAAGGAAGGACUGAUGCAGAUCUCCAACAGACGCCACAACACAGACGAUAUCAUCGCCACGGUGCUCGCUGUGGAACCCAUGAAGUUUAUCUACCGAGGACGGAUAGCAGUGUUCUCCAUAGAAGUCUUGAAGGAUGAGCGGAUAGUGAUCAUAGCAGAGCAGAGGCCGGACUGCCCGGAGGAGGAGAGUUUCCAGUGGAUGUCCCGCGUGUUACAGGCCGUAGAUAGCAUACACCAAGUGGGGGUGUACUGUCUGGCCUUGGUCCCUCCCAACUACUUGCCAAAGACGCCCCUGGGUGGUAUCCACCUGCACGAGACUCGCAAGAAGUUCCUGGACGGCUCCCUGCAUCCCGCCAAUGUGUUAAUGUGCCCGCACACCUGUGUCACCAACCUGCCUAAGCCUCGGGAGCACAGGCCGGACAGGGACGUCACGCCUAGCGCGGUGCAUGUCGGGAAUAUUGUGCAAGGGGCCCGUAUGGCUUGGGCUCAGGGGAGGGAACUGAGUAUGGCUGACGAGGAGGGAGACGGGUCUAAGAAACACCAGUUCUUGACAGAGAUACUCAAGUAUCGUGCACAGACAACUCCGGACCACAAUCUGUUUACUUUGCUCAACUCUAAGCAUGGUCAGUCAGGCAAAGCCUGGCCUCCCCAGGUUCAAGUCCAGCUGUCAAUAACUUGUUCCCAGCUUCACAAGCGCGCUGAGCGUAUCGGCUGCCUUCUCAUGGAGAAGGGCCGGCUGAACAGCGGCGCUCACGUUGCCCUUCUCUACCCACCAGGGAUUGAACUCAUAGCCGCCUUCUACGGAUGUCUGUAUGUAGGCUGCGUCCCAGUGACGAUACGACCGCCCCACCCUCAGAAUGUUAGCACCACCCUCCCCACCGUGAAGAUGAUAGUAGAGGUGUCCAAGUCUGCGGCCAUACUAACCAACGCCAACAUAGUCAAACUACUCAGGGCUAAGGAGGCUAUAGCAGUGGUUGACCCCAAGGCGUGGCCGCCCGUGCUCGACUCUGACGACCUUCCCAAGAAGAAGUUGACCGCUGUUUACAAGGCCCCCACACCUGAGAUGCUGUGCUAUCUGGACUUCAGUGUCUCCACCACUGGCAUGCUUGCUGGGGUCAAGAUGUCUCAUGCUGCGGCCACAGCACUGUGUCGCUGUAUCAAGCUGCAGUGUGAGUUCUACCUGAGCAGAGAGGCCUGUCUGUGUCUGGAUCCAUACAGCGGACUGGGAUUUGCCUUGUGGAGUUUAGCUAGCAUCUACUCUGGUCACCACUCCAUCCUGGUACCGCCAUCAGAAGUAGAGGCCAACCCUGCAGUGUGGCUAACUGCUGUCAGCCAAUACAAAGUGCGAGACACUUUCUGCUCGUACGGAGUUAUGGACCUUUGUACAAGGGGACUGGGUACAUCCACUGCCACUCUUAAGGCCAAGGGUUUGAACCUCUCCUGCGUGCGGAUCUGCUGCGUUAUUGCAGAGGAGCGGCCACGUAUCCAGCUGACCUCCUCGUUUACGAAGCUGUUCGGUGACCUUGGUCUGUCGUAUCGGGCUGUAAGCACCAGCUUCGGAUGUAGAGUGAACAUCGGGAUAUCCUUCCCUGUAGGUGGUGCAGCGUGUCCAGACCCUACAACAGUAUUCGUGGAUCUGAGGGCACUACGUAACGACAGGGUGACACUCGUGGAAAAAGGAAGUCCACAUAGCCUGUGUCUCAUGGAGUCUGGAAAGCUGUUGCCAGGGGUGAAGGUUGCCAUAGCGAACCCAGAGACGCGGGGUCAGUGUGCAGACUCCCACCUGGGAGAGAUCUGGGUUAGCAGUCCACACAAUGCCAACGGUUACUUCACGAUAUACGGGGAUGAGUCCCUACAUCCGGACCACUUCGAUGCCCGCCUGGCCACGGGCGACACCCAGUCCUCAUACGCGCGCACAGGCUACCUGGGCUUCGUGCGGCGCACCGAGCUCACUCAGAGCGACGGAGGUCGCCAUGACGCCCUGUUUGUGGUCGGUUCCCUGGAUGAGACAGUCAUGCUACGGGGCAUGAGGUUCCACCCCAUCGACAUAGAGACCAGUGUACUGAGAUCUCACCGCAAGAUCUGUGAAUGUGCUGUGUUCACCUGGACCAACCUGCUGGUGGUGGUCGUGGAACUGGACGGCAACGAAAAUGAGGCUCUUGACCUGGUUCCCUUGGUAACGAAUGCAGUCGUAGAGGAACACUACCUGAUAGUGGGGGUGGUGGUGGUGGUUGAUCCAGGCGUGAUACCAAUUAACUCCCGUGGGGAGAAACAAAGGAUGCACCUAAGGGACGGAUUCCUUGCUGAUCAGCUUGACCCGAUUUACGUGGCCUAUAAUAUGUGACAUUGAAGGGUGGGAGGCUGGUAAACGACCAACAGAGGGGUGGGGCUUGGGUUUUAAGAUCCGUGUUUCGAAAGUGGAGGGGCUUGUUUGUGACAGAUUCCUUGUGAUAACCUUGACCCUAUUUAUUUGGCAUAUAAUAUUUGACACUGUAGGAAGGAAGGGUGGUUUAUGGGCAACAAGGGUCAGGUUACAAAAGUGGUGGGGUUUAGGGUUUUUAGGAUCAGCGUGGGCAGCUUUGUUUGACAACUGGGGAGGGGCUUGUUUGUGGAUAGGAAAUCAUGGUAGUGACUCUAAAACUUAUUUUAAUCAUUGAAUGAACUGACAAUUGGCAUUGGCUCUUUUGCUGUGGAGGGACAAAUCAGCUGGUGGCAAUUGGAAAUUAGAAAGGACAGUUUGUAAUUAACUGUAAGAAAGAAAUUAGGUGAGUUUUACAAUGUACUUAACUGGUGACUCGGACAGUUUUAUAAAGAUACUGUUUAAGUGAGAGAAGCUGUUGUUGUGGAAGUGUUACAGUGCCACAGUGCUGCGGUGCUCCUUCGUCUGACUUUUUGAAAAGACCUCCUGUUGUUGCAUCAGUAAAUCGCUAAUGUGGAAAUUCAACCAACUCUUCUGUUAAGGUGUAGACUUUGAGUUAUAUCACUUGCAUCUCUUGUCAUAGCGAAUUUUAGAUAUCCCACUAUGUUUAGUGUUGGGCAAUCAUAUUUGGUAUUGACUUUGCGGCAUGCAGUAUAGCGUCUAGCUGUAGUUAUUGCCCACAGGAGACAAUAUAGAGGUUCUGUAUCGUAUUUAUGUUAAACUGAAUUUUAUAUCACAGAUUUUUGUACAUUGUUCUGUAGAGAAAGUUUUAAUGCUAGGAAUAUUAUUUAAAUUUGCUGUAUAUGUUUGUCCCCAAAUACACAUAAUCAGUAAAGAAAAUGUGUCAUCAAUAUGUCUGUGCAAACUUUUGACAUUUUCAACAGAUGUUAAUCUUUUUAUUAAAUCACAAAGUGAGAUGAAACAAAUAUGAAAAACAUCAUGGAUAUUUUUCUUUUACAAAACACAAUACUAAACCAUUUUCAAGCUAAUAUGGCUAGGAAAUCUAUCAGAAUGAUCAAUAAAGCUUAAUGUAAUAAAUUAAAUGAAUUUUUGAAGUUCAAGAUCAAAAUGAUGUGUGAUUUACCUUUCACCAUGUAAUAAACCUGAUUGGUAAUGAAAUAUUAUGUGCAUUCUAAAUUUAAGGAAGAUAAUUUUUAAAGAUUAUUAUAUUGAUACCUCAUGUUGAUCAAACCAUAAACAACAUAUGAGAUCUGAAUAUUCAGGUAAUUGUAUUAUGAGUUACCAUGGUAAUAAUAAUAUUUAACAUAUGUGUUAAAUAACAUUCAAAAUGUAUGAACGAUCUGAGUUAUUGUGAUGGAAAUUUACGAAGAGAAUGUCCUUGUGAGGUAUAAUAAUAUCUGUCGUGCCACAGUAUUAGAUUCAUAGUACAAAAAAAUAUGCUUGUGCAACUCUCACACAUUUGUAAUAAUAAUCAUGGUAAUGCUUGUACAAUGUACAACCUAUUUAUGUUGUAUUUGGCUGCUUGCACACUGGAUUUCAUAAAGACCAUGCCAUUCAAAGAAGCUAGUAUCAUUCUAUGACAUGAAUGUCAAGGUGUCUUUUUUUCCGUGUUAUUCUGUUAUUUAUCUUAGAAACAUGUAUGUAAAUAAAAUCAUAUUAAGCAAUUGUAUACUAUAAUGCAAAAUAAGUCUGCAUUCAUACAUUUCAAAUGCAAGAUGUUGAUUAACUGUUUGAAGUGCUUGAACUUGAUGCUAAAAAUAACAUUAAAAUUCCAUGACACAAAAGUGAUGUGCCAAUUGAAGCAAUGUAAUCAGUGAAUGCCUAUUGGUGCUUUUGGUCAGUAAAUAUGUUAAGCUGUAGGAUCAAAAUAAGUAAAAAGGUCACCGUGGUUUAAUGGACAUGGUGUUCGCCUAGAGACCGGAAGGUCACGGGAUCGAUUCCCACUGAGGGAGCAAUCUUUAGAUCUCCCUAAAGGUAAUAAGCAGGUAUUUAGGUAUAAAUGGGAAAGGGAAUCCAACAUUUUAUAUGAAGCCAGUUAUAUUAAGUGAUAUGUUUUAUACAAACAAUGUCUCAACUUUAAAGGUAUUCUUUUCACAAGGAUGUAGUUAUUUGAUGGUCAUUGCUUAUUUAUGCUGCUGUAAAUUAUGAACAAUUUAAAUACAUGUAUAUAGUCACUUAACCUUUGUAUUAAGAGUAUAUGGAUUUAGUAUGAAACUAUAAAAAUGUUAAGUAAAUACAACAGUUUCCCACUCAACCCACUAUAUUAUACAUGUUAUGCUGUCCCACCUUUUUGAUGCACUUAUAGAUGCUCCAUUUUUCAUGGUAAAAGUAGAUUUAUUUUCACAAGAUGGGAAAUGUGUGAAGUUAUGAGUAUUUUUUUCUGGCAUGUAGUCUUUUUAACCCUACGGAGUAAUGUUUGAAGGGAAAAAAUAUGUAUAAAUGAUUAUAAUCAAGUAAACACACAAUGGUUGAAGAUUGCUGCAACUAAUUGGUGGUAUCUCACUUUAAUAACACAAUCAAAAUUGUGAAUUAAUGUAUUACUAAAUGGUCAUAAGAAUUCUAUAACAUUGGCUAAAGUUUGGUUUUGCUUGAUUCUGUCUUUUUUCCAUACAUGUAUGUUAUUGACUAUAUUUUGUUGUUGACACUUGUGCAAUAUUUUUCUCAGUUUUGUUUCAAGUUGUGUUAAAGGAGAUUUUUUCAUUUUUGUUCAACAGUUGGUGCAGUGAUAGUGAAAGUCUGGCUAUGUUUACAUUUUCAUAUUAAAUAAAUGAAACUCUGGAAACAUUUGAAGGACAAAUAUUCCAGUUACCAUCAAGUAGUCUUUUAUUUAAAACAAGUGACCGGUUGCUUGUUCAAUACAGGAUAAACACAUAUUGAAUGUGUUAGACUUGAAUUACAUGUUUGCUUUCGCUACUUAUUUUAUAAGAAAACUGAAUUUGUUAACUUUUUUUUUUCAAAACGACUGCAUUUGUUUUCAUAAGGUUUUGCUAAAAGAGACCCCUUUUGUAGUCAACGCUAGCUUUUGUGAUAAAACAGAAUACUGGAUUCUUUAAAUUGUUGUCAUAAUAUUAUUUUAUCAAGUCGUGGUCAUAAUUGUCAUAAUAUUAUUUUAUCAAGUCGUGGUCAUAAGUUCUAUAAAGCUUAAAUAUUAUUUUUUUUAAACUGCUACCAUCUGCCACAACAAUAGGCACUGUCUCUAGUUGCUGGAAUUGAAACUGUAUCCAAGUAUCAUUGAACCAGUUAGAAACUUAGCUGUUGUUUAUUCUUUCCACAAUGUUUCUUAUACUAGUGUCAGUGGCCUACCUAUGUGUAUUGUUUUUGUUGUUUUAACCUCAUUUGAUAAUCAAUUUGUCCCCAUUUUUUCUUGAACUUGAUUUUCCAAUGGAAGUCUUUAUACAAAUGUAAAAAGUAGAUCUGAUUAUGUACAUAAAUAUGUGGUGCAAAUUGUGUCUUUUAUAACCUUUUUUCCCUCUAUCUCAUUUGAAUAAAAUCAUGAUUACCACUCUUGAAGUGAGUUAAGAUGAUGUUAACGAGAUUGAAUUGUUACUGUCAGAGCAGUAUAAUACAUUGCACUGUAGAUAAAGACAUUCAGUUCUUUGUAUGAUAUAUAGAGAAUAAUAGGUUAGUGUUGAUUAUAGAUCAGGUUUAUCAUGCGAGGCUUAGAAAACAAAAAGCAAGAGCCUUGGCGAGUGCUUUUUCGUUUUCGUGCCGAGCAUGAUAAACCUGAUCUAUAAUCAACACUAACCUAUUAUUCUAUUUAUCCCACUUUUUAUUUUGUAAACCUUUUUGUUUAAACAAAAUUAGUUUGACUGGAUAAUUUCGCUGGAUUUAUGACGUCAUUUCAUCGAAAUAUUGACGUCAUUUCCUGCCGUUGAUUAUAGAUGAUAUUUAAUCAACGGGGCUUUAAUCAACCAAAUUCGCUGUAAAAGUGGGAUAAAAGUAUUUAGGUUUCCACCAGUGUUUUUGUAUUUUUAAAUGAUUUGUUUUGUUGGCAUAAUUAUUAGAGACAUUCUAGUCGUUUGAUACCUUCAAUGAAGAUUGCUUUACAAAACAAUAUACGAUGUUCCACACUUAUCGAAAAGGUGACUUAAUGCAUGUGCAUAAAGUGUAGUUCCAUAGUAGCCUGUGCAGUCCACAAAGGCUAAUCAGGGACGACACUUUCGGUCUGGACUAGAUUAUAGUUAAGAAGAGACUCCCAUUGCCAUUAACAAAGUGAAAAUGACUAUGUGCAAACAGCAUAAAACCAGAACAGCCUGCGAGUAACUGGCAGCCUGUACAGGUUUUAUGCUGUUUGCUGCUCAUCAAUAUCUAAGGGUUGGAAAUGAAGCCUCUAAAAUGUGAUAUUAGUAAGAACAGUCUUAAAUUUAACUUUCUAAGGGACAACAAAUGUGUAAAAAUACUUAAUCUAAGUGGUAAGGGUUAAAUGAAAAAUACCAUUAAAUGGAAAAGUGUGGUCGAAGAUUAGCACAUACAUUAAGCCUUGUUUUCCAGGUGUUGUCCCAGAUUAGCACAUACAUUAAGCCUUGUUUUCCAGGUGUUGUCCCAGAUUAGCACAUGCAUUAAGCCUUGUUUUCCAGGUGUUGUCCCAGAUUAGCACAUACAUUAAGCCUUGUUUUCCAGGUGUUGUCCCAGAUUAGCACAUACAUUAAGCCUUGUUUUCCAGGGGUCUAACCCUAACCCUAACCCUGUCCCAGAUUAGCACAUCUUGUUUUCCAGGGGUCAGGCUCAAAUUCUUGCUCUUAUGAUUUGAUAGGCAUUUAUUAAAUGGUCUAUGUUACAUUUAGUGUAAAUAAAAAAUUGAUAAGUAUUAAUGAAUAUCAGUAAAGAUUCCAAAUAGUUUGAACAAGCUAUUUGAACUUAAAUCUAGGAACACAUUCGUUAAUAUGGCCUGGCUUUUGGAGGACUCAGUUUAAUUGUUUAUGCCUUGAUAAUUUGAGACUGAAGAUUCUUUUCAACAUUAUCAUGCAUUUCAUGUAUGAUAAGAAACACACAUUUUAAAAGGAUAUAGCUGUCAAAACUCUUGCAAAAUAUAAAUGGUUUAUUAAAAAUUUAUUUCAGAUUGUAUAGUUCAUAUUCGUUUCAACAAAAACAUUUUUAUUGCAUAUUAAAAAAACGGACACUUAUAUUUUUAAGUUUAUGUUGCAAAAAUUGUUUUGUGAAGAAGCUGGUAUAUGUUUUGUAUCAAAAGGAAAGGUGUUUCUAGACCUAUUUGUGUUUCAAUAUAUGCCAGGUACUUUUGGUAUCAAACAGUAAUUGUUUUGAAAAGUUUAAGUACACUAAUCGAGUGAAUGAAUAAUUUAUUUAUAUAUGUACUAUUUUCUAUGAGUAUAUCGAUGUAUAUUGCCGUGAUCUACUCAUUAAACAUUGAAAUGUG
Messenger RNA from Dreissena polymorpha, 10273 nucleotides. RefSeq names its product disco-interacting protein 2-like. Bases 97 to 4863 code for a protein of 1588 amino acids. The record is from RefSeq and is a predicted model, not a curated record. Lineage: Eukaryota; Metazoa; Mollusca; Bivalvia; Myida; Dreissenidae. The transcript has 39 exons.